GAAGCGGCGGCGCAGACGCGUGCGCCCGCGCGCCAUGGCGGCCCCCGGGAGAGCCGCGGCCUUCCGCGCGCGCCAGCCCCGGCGGCCCGAGGAGGCGGUGCAGGACCCGGACGCGGACGAGCAGGACGAGACCGAGGAUGGCUUCUCCCUGGAGGAGGUGCUGCGCCUCGGCGGCACCAAGCAAGACUUCCUCAUGCUGGCCACGCUGGACGAGAACGAGGAGGUGGUGGACGGAGGGAAGAAGGGCGCCAUCGACGACCUCCAGCAAGGGGAGCUCGAGGCGUUCGUGCAGAGCCUGAACUUGAGCAAGUACGCCGGAGCGUGCGUGAUCGAGGAUGACGGCGACAGGCCCGCUGAGACAGAGGAGGUGAGCAAAAAGGAGAAGAAAGCCAGCAAGAAAAAGCAGAGCGCAGCCGAGGAUGGGAGGACGCCGGCCGGCAAGGCGGAACCGAAGAAGAGGCCCGCGCCGGAGCCCGCGGAUGCCAAGGCCGCUGCGGGGGCAAAGGGCCGGCGCGAGAAGGCGCAGGACCCCUUCGAGUUCUGCGAGCGGCAGGCGCUGCUGCUCCGGCCGGGCGGCAAGUGGUACGAGCUGGAGUACAGCGGCGAGUGGGCGCCCGAGCCGCAGCCCCGCGAGCUGGUGGCCCGGUACGGCGCCCUGGCCCAGCGGCUCUACGAGCACGAGAUCAGCCUGUUCAAGGCCCAGACGGCGCGCCAGAAGGGCGCCUCGACCUGGAUGAAAGCCAUCGUGUCCUCGGGGACGCUGGGGGACAGGAUGGCCGCCAUGAUCCUGCUCAUCCAGGACGACGCGGUGCACACCCUGGAGUUCGUGGAGACGCUGGUGGGGCUGGUGAGGAAGAAGGGCAGCAAGCAGCAGUGCCUGGCCGCGCUGGACACCUUCAAGGAGCUGCUGCUCUCGGACCUGCUGCCCGGAGGCCGGAAGCUGCGGCCCUUCAGCCAGCACCCCUUCGGCCGGCUGGAGCAGCUCUGCAGCGGCAACCGCGACUCCCGAGACCGCAGGCUGCUGCUCUGGCACUUCGAGCACCAGCUCAAGCACCUGGUGGCCGAGUUCCUGCAGGUGCUGGAGGCGCUGAGCCACGACCCGCUGCCGGCCACCCGGACCCGAGCCCUGAGCGUGGCGCACGAGCUGCUGUGCCACAAGCCCGAGGGCGAGAAGGCGCUGCUCGUGCAGGUGGUGAACAAGCUGGGGGACCCCCUGAGCCGCGUGGCCACGAGGGCCUCCCACCUGCUGGAGACGCUGCUGCGGCAGCACCCCAACAUGAAGGGCGUGGUGUGCGGCGAGGUGGAGCGGCUGCUCUUCCGGCCCAACGUCAGCGCCAAGGCGCAGUACUACGCCGUGUGCUUCCUGAACCAGAUGGCCCUGGCCCCCGAGGACGGCGAGCUGGCCAGCCGGCUCAUCGCGCUCUACUUCUGCUUCUUCCGCACCUGCAUCAGGAGGAAGGAGGUGGAGUCCAAGAUGCUGGGCGCCCUGCUGACGGGCGUGAACCGGGCCUACCCCUACGCCCCCGCGGGCGACGCCAAGGUGCGGGAGCAGGUGGACACGCUCUUCGGCGUGCUGCACGCCGUGACCUUCAGCACCGGCCUGCAGGCCCUGAUGCUGCUCUUCCAGGUCAUGAACGCGCAGCAGACCGUCUCCGACCGCUACUACGCAGCGCUCUACCGGAAGAUGCUGGACCCGGGGCUGCGCACGUGCUCCAAGCAGGCCAUGUUCCUGAACCUGCUGUACAAGUCCCUGAAGGCCGACGUGGCGCUGCGCAGGGUGAAGGCCUUCGUGAAGCGGCUGCUGCAGGUCACCUGCGGGCAGGCGCCCCCUUUCAUCUGCGGGGCUCUCUACCUCCUCUCCGAGAUCCUCAAGGCGAAGCCGGCCCUGCGGAGCCAGCUGGACGACCACCCGGAGUCUGAUGAUGAAGAGAAGUUUGUUGACGUCGGAGAUGAGGAAGACGCAGAGCAGUUCACCGAUGCAGAUAAAGAGGCAGAGACAGAGAAGACAGUUGAACCGGAAGAAGCUUCAUCUGAAGAGCAGAUCAAAACCAAAGCGCCAGAAUCCGCGUCUUGGGUGCACUUCGAUAACCUGAAAGGUGGGAAACAGUCAAACAAAUACGAUCCGUUUAGUAGAAACCCUUUGUUCUGUGGCGCUGAAAAUACAAGUCUCUGGGAACUGAAAAAGCUCGCCGAGCAUUUUCAUCCCUCCGUGGCCCUGUUUGCAAGGACUAUCCUUGAGGGAAAUUCUAUCCAGUAUUCGGGGGACCCGCUGCAGGAUUUCACACUGAUACGGUUCCUGGAUCGAUUCGUUUACCGCAAUCCGAAGCCACAUAAAGGCAAAGAAAACACGGACAGUGUCGUGAUGCAGCCGAAGAGGAAGCACUUCCUGAACGACAUCCGUGCACUUCCCGUCAACAGUAAGGAGUUUCUUGCCAAAGAAGAAAGCCAGAUACCCGUGGACGAAGUGUUUUUUCACCGGUAUUAUAAAAACGUCACCGUUAAAGAGAAACAGAGGAGGGAUUCCGACGAGGAGAGUAUAGAAGAUGUGGACGACGAUGAAUUUGAACGGAUGAUUGACACGUUCGAAGAUGACAACUGCUUCAGCGCAGGAAAGAAUGACCUUGACUUCGCCAGCAACGUGAAGAAGAGGAAGAAAGGAGAGAAGGACGAGCUGGAGGAUGCGGACUCAGAGGGCAGUGAGGACGGCGAGGACCUGGACGACGACGAGGUGUCCCUGGGCAGCAUGGACGAGGAGGAGUUCGGCCUCGACGACGACGGCGGCACUUUCCUGGACGUGUCGGACGAGGAGGGCGAGGACCUUCCGGAUGUUGACGGAGUCGGCGCCAAAAGCAACGCCAAGAAAAAGAGGAAAGGUGGGCGCGACUUGGACUUCGCUGGGUCAUUUCAAGGGCCAAGGAAAAAGAAGAGAGGUCUGGACGACUCCAGCCUGUUCGUGUCUGCAGAAGAGUUUGGCCACCUGCUGGAUGAAAACAUGGGCUCCAAGUUUGAUAAUAUCGGCAUGAACGCCAUGGCCAACAAGGAGAACGCGAGUUUCAAACAGCUGCGCUGGGAAGCCGAGCGUGACGACUGGCUGCACGGCCGAGACGCCAAAAGCAUCAUCCGGAGAAAGAGAAACUCCAGGAGGAGGCUGGGAGCGGCGCAGAGAGCGAAAAGGCCCAAGAAAAGGGCCGUCUCCAAGGCUUGAACCCCACUCACGUCUAGCUUUUGCCGCUGAGCCAUUUUUCUUGGUCUUGCUCUCUAAUUCCAUGUAUUCCAGAAUGUUCGAUGGAUUUGUAGUAAGCUGGAAAUAAAAGCAGCUGUCAUUUGUAAACCACGUUAAGAACCGACAGGGGCUGGAGAGAUAGCACAGCGGGUAGGGCGUUUGCCUUGCACGCGGCUGACCCGGGUUCGAAUCCCAGCAUCCCAUAUGGUCCCCUGAGCACCGCCAGGAGUAAUUCCUGAGUGCAGAGCCAGGAGUAACCCCUGUGCAUCGCCAGGUGUGACCCAAAAACCAAGAAAAAAAAAAAAAAGAACCGAGGACAAACCAGCGUCCCCCUCCCCGCUCUGGGCUGCCCGUCCACGCAGCUCUCUGUAGACCCUGGGCUGGGCGCCGGAGUCGUCUUUCUUAGUCCUGCAAUCCCAGCGGCGACUGAAAGGCUCCGACAACCUGGUAACCCUGAGCUGGGCUUAAGCCGGGACUUGAGUCUGAAGUCCCAGGUUAGGUCACUUAGCCCUUAUUUGAGCGUAAGGAAUCUAACGCUUCACUGAAGGACCUACCUUCCAAGAUGAAGGGGAACCUCCUGCUCAUCGUUUGCCUGAAAUCUGAUAGAACAAGAAGUUAAUCAGAACAUGUUUUUAAAAGACUUCCUACAGCUUUCAAACCCAGCCUUGGGGAGCAGGGAUGCGGCCCUGGGUGUACUUCAGGGCCUGUGAGGCCCUGGGCCUGGUCCUGGCACCUUAAAGCAUUAGAUGUGAAGCUCAGAGACUGCCCCAUCCAUCCCCGGGCACGUGGCCCCCCCUCCCCGGGCACUCACUGGCAGGCGUGACCAACCUGAAUGCUCCCCCCCUCCCAAUUACUCAUAAAUAAAUGCAGGGGCUGGGAAGAGAGAGCGCCACCCUGGCAGGGAGGGCCCUUGCCUUGCACACGACCACCCAGGUCUGAUGCCGGCACCCCCAGGAAUGAUCCCUGAGCACAGGGCCAGGAGGAAGUUCUGAGCACCUGUGCACAGCCCAAAAGCAAGCCCACAGGAACGCUUUCGACUGCUAGGAAACAAGCGGUUUAAAUGGGAACGGCUGGUAAAUAACAUCACUUGCCAACACGACAUCAGUGUGUUGCUUUGACCUGUAUGUAUUAUGUAAUUUAUUUUUUUAACUGUCAUUUAUUGAGAAGCAAUAUUUAAAAGCGAGUUUUCAGUGAUGUGUUCUUAUAUCGCUUUAUAAAUGUCAUUACUUAUUACAGAACUAGAAAUUAAAACUACCCAGUUUUUAAAAAUCGA
Molecule: messenger RNA, 4496 nt
Organism: Sorex araneus (European shrew)
Lineage: Eukaryota; Metazoa; Chordata; Mammalia; Eulipotyphla; Soricidae
Gene: CEBPZ
Product: CCAAT enhancer binding protein zeta
Exons: 16
Coding region: 35-3205 (1056 amino acids)
Cellular component (GO): nucleus
Source: RefSeq, a predicted model, not a curated record